Molecule: messenger RNA, 1311 nt
Organism: Adineta ricciae
Lineage: Eukaryota; Metazoa; Rotifera; Eurotatoria; Adinetida; Adinetidae
Source: the annotation of a GenBank genome assembly
AUGUUUAAUCAAAUAAUUGACCAACCCGAACUUUUACCGACAAAUCAAUUACUUCAAGGACAUUUGAAUUCGUCAGUCUACUUGACAAACAAUGUUUGGAAGAUCGCGUUCUCGCCAUGUUCAAAAUAUUUAGCUAUACCUAAGCAAGAUAUCUACGGUGAAAAUUGUGUUUUAAUUGUUAAGUGUUCAAAUUGGAAUGCAAAGGAUAUUCAUACGACGGAUUUGAGUGUAUGUCAACGUUUUACUUGCAUAUCAGGGAUAUGGUCAUUAGCGUUCGGACAACGAAAAACAGAAGAAAGUAUUUCAUGUCAGCCGAUUCUGCUUGAUCCAAAUAAUUUAUUAUUACCAAAAACACGGCGUGAACUACUAAACCGACGUCGUUCCAGUUUAUCAGUUGUUAAUCGACGCCAUGAUUUUACAAAGGAUUUAUUUCUCGCUGCUGGUUUGGCUGAUGGCAAAAUUAACAUUUGGAAUAUCGAUACAGGAGAAUUAACAUUAAUACUUAAAGAUCAUCAAUCGACAGUAUGUGGAUUAGAUUUUACAUCAUGUACGAUGCAACUGGCAACAUGCUCGCAUGAUACAACCAUUAAACUCUGGGACUUACUUGAUGAUGGAAAUAUGUAUAAAACAUUGAAUGAAUGGACUCACGUUAUUAACGCAGUUAAAUGGUCACCCGACGAAACACUUCUAUGUGCUGUGGGUCCCUAUGAACUGGUUAUCUUAUAUGAUACAGUGACCUGGGCAGAAUUACAUAAAUUCGAAGGACAUUUACACAGCGUGAUCGACUGUGCAUUUUCAUCGGACAGUGCUCUUUUAGCAACCGCUUCAUACGAUACACAAGUUAUCCUAUGGUCGACAGUAACCGGCGAGAUACUGAAAACUUUUGCGCAUAAAAUACCUAUGCCAUUGAAAAUCUACGCUGGUGGUGAUAAUGGUGCAUUCGUACGAUCUGUUGUUAUAACCAAGUAUAAUCACAAUAUCAUUACUGCUUGUGAUGACAAUAAAAUUCGUUGGUUUUCCUUAGCAUUGAAUGACCAAUCACGAAUGAUCUAUGAACGAACAGAAACGAAUGUUCUCUGCGUUGCAAUGACAGUAGAUGGACAUACAAUGGCAGUUAGCAAUCGUAAUGGUGAAGUACAUCUGCUCUCGACUCUUUCAACAACAGGAACUUGUCAUCCACCACUACUAAAAUAUUUCUGUCGAUUACUUAUCAAUGCAACGUUGGGAACAAAACGAAAAGAAGUUUUUAGUUUACCCUUAUCACAACAUUUGAUUAAAUAUCUUAUUUAUCAAGAUAUUAAAACAAAAUGA